GCGUUGCCAAUGCAAUUACUCUUUACCACUACUCGUCUUCAUUUGUUUACUUUACUCAUUAAUUCAUCAAAAGAAAGCAUUAGAAUUGAUAAGAAUUUCAUAUUCUAAAGGCUUCCUCAAAGUCUUCUUACUACUUUCUUUGGCUGUUUUACUUCUAAGUUUUCAUCUAAUUCGCAUUUCUUUUCUCUCUUUUUCAAAAUUUGCUACUCUUUCUUAUAGCAUUCUUUAUUCUUUCUAUUUUUUGAAAGGGGUUUCUUCAAUAUUUUUGCCUAAUCAUUCCUAAUUUUUUUUCUUCAAACUCACUUAAAUUUAAAUUCUGAAAAGGACAUAUUAUUCUUCCCUUGAAGCUUAUUAAUAUCCCUUGUUAUCAUGUCCACAGAACUUCGUCGUAAACUGGUCAUCGUUGGAGAUGGUGCUUGCGGUAAAACUUGUUUGCUUAUCGUUUUCUCCAAGGGUACAUUUCCUGAGGUGUAUGUGCCUACAGUCUUUGAAAAUUACGUUGCAGACGUGGAUGUCGACGGUCGUCACAUUGAGUUAGCUCUUUGGGAUACUGCUGGUCAAGAAGACUAUGACCGUCUUCGUCCUCUUUCCUAUCCAGAUUCUCAUGUCGUCUUAAUCUGCUUUUCCAUUGAUGCUCCUGAAAGUUUAGACAAUGUGCAAGAAAAAUGGAUUUCUGAAGUUUUGCACUUCUGCUCCAAUCUUCCUAUCAUACUUGUCGGUUGCAAAAAUGAUUUGCGCAAUGAUCCCAAAGUAAUUGAGGAACUUUCCAAAACCUCUCAAAAGCCAAUUCCUUAUGAGGACGGCGAAACUGUCGCUAAAAAGAUUGGCGCCUAUAAAUACCUUGAGUGCUCUGCUAAACUUAAUGAGGGUGUGCAAGAAGUAUUUGAAACCGCUGCCCGUGCCUCUAUGCUGAAAUAUAAAGCUAACAGCGGAACAAAGACCAAAAAGAAGAAGCGUUGCGUUCUUCUUUAAACCUUCAAUGUUUUUCCAUCAACUGCCGUAUAAUUCGGCUACUAUUAUGUCUGCUUUAUCUAAUGUUAAUGAACUCAAACAUGUAUUUUAAUGGGUCCAUCGACGAUAAUAGUUUACCAUUACAUUUUUAUCUGCUUUCAUUAGCAUAAUAAUUUAUUCUUAUAAAAAUGUUUAACGAC
Messenger RNA from Schizosaccharomyces cryophilus OY26, 1151 nucleotides. RefSeq names its product rho family GTPase Rho5. Gene Ontology annotation, biological process: small GTPase-mediated signal transduction. NCBI's taxonomy places the organism in Eukaryota, Fungi, Ascomycota, Schizosaccharomycetes, Schizosaccharomycetales, Schizosaccharomycetaceae. Gene Ontology annotation, molecular function: GTPase activity; GTP binding. Bases 370 to 972 code for a protein of 200 amino acids. The transcript is spliced from 2 exons. The record is from RefSeq and is a predicted model, not a curated record.